Pseudonaja textilis is the source of this 1368-nucleotide messenger RNA. RefSeq names its product cathepsin W (gene CTSW). The record is from RefSeq and is a predicted model, not a curated record. Gene Ontology annotation, molecular function: cysteine-type peptidase activity. Gene Ontology annotation, biological process: proteolysis. NCBI's taxonomy places the organism in Eukaryota, Metazoa, Chordata, Lepidosauria, Squamata, Elapidae.
CCAGAUUGCGACAAGACGCACCAGCGAUGGGGCUGGCCAGACUCGCCGCUGGCUUGACGCUAUGGGCGGCAUGGAUGCCUGCUCUUCGGGCCAACUUUACUCUCCCUUCGGAUCCGGCCACGAUGGAACUGGCUGGGAAGUUCCAGGAUUUUUUGGAGAAGUUUGGCAAAACCUACAACAGCCAAGAAGAGAUGAUUUACCGCUUCAAGGUCUUCGCACAGAACAUGGAAACGAGCCAGGUCUUGCAGGACACUGAACUGGGGACUGCACAAUAUGGGAUCACCCCUUUCAGUGACUUGACAGAAAGUGAGUUUGCGAAGAAGUUUGGAAACCCGGUUUUGAAGGCUGUGCCGUUUGGGCCAAUGGAGCCGCCCCGUAGCUUCAUGGGGGCACCCCGAUUCUGCGACUGGAGAAAAAAGGGCUUGUCUCCAGUGAUGGACCAGGGAGAGUGCGCGUCCUGUUGGGCCUUUGCAGCCGUCUCCAACAUAGAGGCGUUGUGGAAGAUUCACCGAAAUGUUAACUGCAGCCUCUCCGUGCAAGAAGUCAUCGACUGCACAUACCACCCCCGAGGAGGCUGCGUAGGGGGCUAUGUCUGGGACGCGUUUCAGUACGUCGUCAACAACAGUGGAUUGGCACCGAGCACAUUUUACCCUUACAUUGGGGAAAACCACCGCUGCCUGAAAUUCAAGAAGCAAAAACUAACCAAGAUUGAUGGUUACAGCAUACUUCCAAGGGAUGAGAAAUAUAUUGCUAAUAUGGUGGCCACCCAGGGUCCCGUGACGGCUUUGAUAAACGGAAAAAACCUGCAGCAUUACCGAAACGGCAUCAUUCAGAGGUCCAAGGUGAGCUGUGACCCUAACUGGCGUGACCACGCGGUCCUUAUUGUUGGCUUCGGUGAAGGUAAAAUCCGACGCGGUACCUGGAGUGGAUCAUACUGGAUUAUCCAGAACUCGUGGGGAAAACACUGGGGAGAAGAGGGCUAUUUCCGGAUGGACAGGGAUUCGAACACCUGUGGGAUUGCCAUGUCUGUCACAACAGCCACCCUCAAAGAUCUGGGAGGACAGAAGCCGGCUGUUUGUCCUAGAUGAUGGUGUGCGUGCAUCUGUCUGCCUUUAAGGCAACCGCUUUGGAGCCCUCAGCCCUAUUAAUUUUCAAGCUUUUGCAACCUGGUGCCCUCCAGUAUUGGCGGCCUGACACGUCUUGAUUUUCCUCUGAAUUAUUCAGUUUCUUUAAAAUGCAGGGUCUCUCGAAUUUUUCCUAAUUUUAAGAGCAGCAACCGAUGAGUAGUGUAACUUUUCAGAAUUGCUAAGUACAGCACUUGGAGAAAUGAUGGACCGAAUCUCCAGUUUUGGUGCAAAAUCUUUGUGU